AACGGGCUUCGUCACUUGUUGAACUUCACCAUGUCUUCCAAUGAUGACCUCUGCGCCGCAGCACUUUCCGUCUUACCUUUUGGCCUCCGCUCGUGGCUCUUGAAUUAAAUCAAAGCCUUUCUCGCUCAAGGCGACAUCGAUUGGCCCGGGCAAUUUCGUCAAUGGAAGCGCAGACGCGGCAGAUGCGCGGCAACACCACCAUCACCACCGUCCCCCAUCUCAUGGACUCAUAGCACCUCUCGUCUCUCGGCCAAGCAUCACAGACGAGCGAAGAGGCCCCCGUCCUCCGGCGCCCGCGGCAGCGGGCAUACGUCGCCUCCCUCCCCCUCCCCUCUCUCUCACACAUUUAUAAACCCGCCUCACCAUGAGCCCCCCACCGCGGCUCGACGACCACGACGAUGCCGUCAGCUCGCGUGGCGGGGUGACGGAGGCGUCAUCGGCCGCCGCAGCGCGUCGCCGCUCGCACCGCAAGUCGCGCGACGGCUGCGUCGAGUGCAAGAAGCGUCACAUCCGCUGCGACGAGUCCCGUCCGCACUGCCUCAACUGCAAAAAGGCGACGCGCAAGUGCGAAUGGCCGCCUCCCAAGAAGAAGUCGGCCCGCACCAUGAGGAGGGAGGCGCAGAGGCUGCGCGAUGAGGCGGCGGCAGGAACAACGGCGACUGUCUCACCCCCCCGCCUGCCAUCCAUGGACACGCAAAGGCCCAUCGAGCUCCUCAGUCAGCAGCAGCAUCAGCAGCAGCAGCAGCAGCAGCAGCAGCAGCAGCAGCAGGAACAAGAGCCAACUGGUGAAACUGACGAGGCGCCGUCGUCGACUCAUCGCUCGCAGAGCCACAGCCAGAGCCAGAGCGUUCCGUCUGAUACUCCCUUACGGGCUCCCUCUUCCCAUGAGGCGUCGACGGCGCCUUCGCCGUUUGAGCGUGGCAACGACGAUGCGCUCGAAUCUCACAGGCAUGGCCCUCUAUACACGGUCCAGCACAUGCGCUUCCUCCAUCACGCAGAAUCCGUCAUGGGCCACGGCAUCAUGGCCCACCCGCACACGGCGCGCAUCCUCGAUAUCGCCGUCCGCCGUGCCCCCGAUGCCCCCUUCCUCCUUGACGAAGUCCUCGCCCUCUCAGCGCUGCAUCUCGCCGCCACCACCCUUGCCGACAACGGCGGCGGCGACGACCCCAACUCGCCUUCCCCCGCGUACAUCGCAUCGCUCCAUAACCAGUCUACAGAGCUUCAGACCAGGGCUCUCGCCAGCUUCACCCGUCAAUCUCUCUCCGUGGACCCCAACGACGCCGAGAGCGCCAUUCCUCGCUUCCUCUUCGCCGCCGUGCUCAGCCUCCACAGUCUCGCCGAGACACUCGACACGGUCCGUCACCUGCAAUCCUCCGACUUUCAUGUCUUCAUCCACAACCUCGCCGACUGCUUGGGCCUGCAUCGCGGGGUUCGCGCCGUCGUCAAGCCCGCGUGGAACGACCUCCUCAAGUCAGAGCUGGAGCCUCUUCUCAACGUCACCCAGCACGCCGACGAGCGCAUCAACGACAGCCGCCGCCGCCGCCGAGGGGAGGAAGCCGCCGGCGGCAGCCCCGCCACCACCGGCCCCGGAGAGUGCGCUCACCUCUUCGCCCUCCUCGACGCGUCCGAUCUGGGCGCCGCCACUGAGCGCGCCUGUCGAGACGCCGUCGAGCGCCUGCAGUGGGCCUUUGACCUCUACUCCAGCAUCUCCAACACCGAUCCCGACGCCGGCCCCCACGCCGCAUCCGCCUUCUCCGUGACGGUCUGCGCAGAGUACGUCGACGUCUUGCGCCGCCUCCAGCCAGAGGCCCUCGUCAUCCUGGCCCACUACGGCGUCUUGCUGCACCGCUACCGCCGCCUCUGGCUCUUCCGCGAUGCCGGCGCCCGCAUGAUUCACGCAAUCUCCCGGCACCUGGGUGCAUAUUGGCGUGACGCCAUGGCCUGGCCGCUGCAGCAGCUCGAGACGGACAGGUGACGAGUAGCUACGUAACUUGGUCCGCAAAGGGGUCCUGCUAUCAAAUGUGAGGGCUACACUCAAGUACCUUGCCGAAAGCAGCUAUGUAGGUGGACGUUGCUCUUACGUGUACUCGAUAUACCUCGUAUGCUCGACAUACAUUCACAAAUUGAGGACACUCGCAUCACAUUCAGGUCACGUAGCAUAAGUCCGCGCCCAUGUCAUCCAAAUAUUCUCAAGUCUCAUAAGGCUAGACAGCAAUCUUCGUCCACCAUUGACGACCAUCACCCCAGCCAUCUACAUCCUCAAGGCUUCGUCGUCCAAAUCCCUUCGCACGCCCCCCUUUUUUUAGUCCCAACCUGCCAACCCCUGGCCUCACUCUCGGCCCAAUGGUCUCGAUGACAACUCCUCGACCCCCGAAAAGUAUGCGCUUCCUCCAUCAAUAACGUCUCGGUCAGUGCCCGGGCAGUACAUCAC
Purpureocillium takamizusanense is the source of this 2431-nucleotide messenger RNA. RefSeq lists its product as uncharacterized. The record is from RefSeq and is a predicted model, not a curated record. The coding region runs from base 365 to 1975 and encodes 536 amino acids. Lineage: Eukaryota; Fungi; Ascomycota; Sordariomycetes; Hypocreales; Ophiocordycipitaceae. Gene Ontology annotation, molecular function: zinc ion binding; DNA-binding transcription activator activity, RNA polymerase II-specific. The transcript has a single exon. Gene Ontology annotation, biological process: regulation of transcription by RNA polymerase II.